AUGUCGUCUUCAGCGGCACUGUCAUACCAUGAGCCAGGCAUCGUGACCAUCCUCGUUCUUUCGUCCUUCCUCAUCCUUCAAAAUGUCAUCAACUGGCUCUUCGAUCGCCUCCUUUUCUGCGGUCUCAUCGGUCAGAUAGCCAUCGGUGUUGCCUGGGGCACGCCUGGCGGAAAAUGGCUUACCGAAGGAAUCGAAAACACCAUCAUGCAGUUGGGAUACCUGGGAUUAAUCCUCAUAGUAUUUGAAGGUGGAUUGUCGACGAAUCUCAAGACCUUGAAAUCGAAUCUCUUCCUCUCGUCUGUCGUCGCAGUUAUCGGCAUCAGCGCUCCAAUCGGCCUGUCAUUCUCCCUGCAAGGCUUCAUGGAUACAACGAAAGUACAAGCCUUUGCGGCAGGUGCUGCACUCUGCUCGACUUCGCUUGGGACUACCUUCACCAUUUUAUCAACAAGCGGCUUGAGUCAAAGCCGCCUUGGAGUUGUUCUAUCGUCUGCUGCGAUGAUGGACGAUAUCGUUGGCCUAGUCAUGAGCGGCAUCAUCUCCAAUCUUGGAAAAUCUUCCGAUUUCAGCCCAGUCACUGUGAUAAGACCGGUACUGGUGUCAGUCGCUUUUGCUGUUAUCCUUCCGUUGAUCCUUUUGUUCCUCAUCCAACCUUUGACAAAACGUGGCGUUCGGUUCAUCCAAUCUCGGAAAGAGAGCAGACUACAUCGACUAUUGAGCACGGAAGGUGCAGCACUGGCAUUCCACACGCUGGUAUUGCUCGCUCUUGUGACGGGUGCCAGCUAUGCUGGGACAUCGGUACUUUUCGCAGCAUAUCUUGCUGGUGCCUCGAGCACAUGGUGGGACAGCCUUUGUUUGGACUGCAUAAGAGAGAGCGACAGUGCACAGCGAAAACCCAAGAAUGCGACCAGCUCUUCGAAAGGAAAAGGGAGGGCCAAUGUAUCAUCGAACAGCAAGACGAAAAAGCCUCAAUCAAGCAGCUCCGAGUGCGACGAGCCGCAGAGAAUCACACAGAAUGGCGCCACGGAGAGCAACAAUACCGCCGGACAGAAGCAAUUGCAGUCCAGCCAAGUGUCUGUUGAGAACCCAGCUUUCAUACGUGGCACUCAGAUCUUUGAGAAGUACUACCAUCCGGCACUGCAGUUCGUCCUCAAGCCGUUCUUUUUCGCCUCGAUCGGCUUCUCCAUUCCAAUCUCCAAGGUGUUUGGCGGCGACGUGAUCUGGAAAGGCAUCGUCUACUCAAUUCUCAUGGUUUUCGCCAAACUGCUUUGCGGACUUUGCCUGCUACGAUUCGAGGGCCCGUCGAGACUUCUCAAAGUGGUGAAGAAGUACUUGCCUUCAAGCUUGUCUGUGUGCUGGCCGAACUCUUUGCGGCAAAAGACAGCGAAGAAUUCACAGCGCGAAGCAACCUCGAAGUCAACCACAGCGGAGGCAUCAUCAUCGCAAGCGGCUCCAAACAAUUCCCGCGAGCCAGUUCAAUCAUCUCAGCCCAAGACUCCGGUUUCGCUCUAUCCGGCCGCUCUACUGGGCAGUGCAAUGGUAGCGCGAGGAGAGAUCGGCUUCUUGAUCAGUUCAGUAGCUGAGAGCGAGGGAGUGCUUGGGACAACUGGCGAUGGUGGCAGCUCUGAGCUGUUCCUCGUCGUUACAUGGGCAAUUCUGUUAUGCACACUUCUGGGGCCAGUCACGGUGGGUCUCAUGGUGAAGAGAGUCAAGAGGCUUCAGGCUAUGGAGCGAAGCCAGCGGUCUGGAAAAGACGACCCUCUAGGCUCCUGGGGUGUGGUGCCUAGUCACUGA
Messenger RNA from Zasmidium cellare ATCC 36951, 1791 nucleotides. RefSeq lists its product as uncharacterized. Gene Ontology annotation, molecular function: antiporter activity. The record is from RefSeq and is a predicted model, not a curated record. The transcript is spliced from 2 exons. Gene Ontology annotation, biological process: proton transmembrane transport. Gene Ontology annotation, cellular component: membrane. NCBI's taxonomy places the organism in Eukaryota, Fungi, Ascomycota, Dothideomycetes, Mycosphaerellales, Mycosphaerellaceae. The coding region runs from base 1 to 1791 and encodes 596 amino acids.